Molecule: messenger RNA, 1281 nt
Organism: Desarmillaria tabescens
Lineage: Eukaryota; Fungi; Basidiomycota; Agaricomycetes; Agaricales; Physalacriaceae
Exons: 10
Coding region: 1-1281 (426 amino acids)
Source: RefSeq, a predicted model, not a curated record
AUGAAUCUUCCCAGCGACGGCCUCCCCACUGCUGGACCUUAUGAGUUCGAAGCGAGGCCUGAAAAUCGACGUCUCGUACCGGUAGAUCUAGGAAAACAAAGAGCCCCAUUUGUUGGGAAGGGACAGAGGGCAUUGAAGGUGAUAGGAAACGCGAGGACCACCGACGAGAGCAAGGGACUUCUAUGCUUGACUUGCUCGGAGGACUACUCAGAAAGUCCUCUCAUCGAUAGUGGAGGAUCGGGGUACUCCACAUCCGCAUCACGAUCGCCCUCUAUGCUCUACGCACCUGUGCAUGACCACGGCUUACAUUCUUCUGGGAUGAGCUGCGAUGCAAUUUUAUCUGUUGGAGCUGAUACCGACCACACUUUCGGAAUGAACGUCGGCGCUAGAUUGCAACUCGUAGAGGUGUUGGAUCUGCGUCGCUGUAGCGGCAAGGAUGAAUGCAUUAGGAGCUUCGAAAGCGAGCAUAACGGAGAGGGAGGUGGCUCACAGAGAGAAUAUGUUUCACUAGGGUGUCGUAAAGCUGAGGCUGGGCAGGCGUCGACGGAAGCCGGUGAUCGCAGCUUAUUAUCACAACAGUCAUGGAUAGACAACAUCGCAGGGAGGCGGGUUGCAGAGAGAAUAUAUUGUGCUCAGGUGUCGGGGGCUAGGGAGGGCCUGGAGAGAGAUCAGGAUCACGAUGAUCCCAAAACUACAUGUUGCUGCAAAUUCGGUUCUUUGAAUGUUGAUCUUGCCACGGAGAAAUGUUACGAGUACAUCACCUCGCUAGCGCUGGUCAUAGUUCCGACUGAACCAUCAUCCUCUCCAUCGCCGAAUCCAGCUUUGGCAGCCUGGUCCUCGCUGGGUGCACACCUAUGCACCUUUGACUACAAAAUCAUCCCCGAGAAGCCCGACCUUGAUGUUCUCAUCGUCUCCACCAGCACCGUCAUGCCAACUGCGGUAGACCAUUUCGAACGCAUAGAUGGCAGCAUGAUCAAUGAUGGAAACCAAUACGAAACUCUCCUCUAUCCUUGGUGGUCCUUGAUUGGGACCUUGCUUAGGUACCGAUACCUAUACCUACCAAAGACCAACGUACUAUCCCAUGGGCGAAUAUCAACGGUAUCUUCUGGGUCGAUUACCGUCAUGGAGACUCGGGACAACCUUGUUAUGACCUACAAUCAUCAAUUGUCGCCUAACCCGACAGAGGCACCGAAACCAUCGUACAAGAAGAAUCCAUGGCUCAUCGUCAGGUCGAAGUUGCGCAAUCAGGACACUUCAAAGUUCACGACAAUUGCAUUUUGA